UUUGUUUUUAUUCAUUGGAUGGCCGUAUCUAAAUAAGUAUAUAUAUAUACAUACACACGGACAUACAUAAAAAGGAAGAAAUUUAACUAAGCAUAUUAUACAUAUGACUAAAGACAUAACAAUGGCGGAUGCCGCCGGAAAGCCACCGCCGCCGCACGUAUUAAUGCUUCCGUACCCUCUCCAGGGCCACGUCAUCCCCUUCGUCAACCUCGCCGUCAAGCUCGCCGCCGCCGGCUUCACCGUCACCUUCAUCAACACCGACUACAUCCACCGCCAGAUCUCCUCCUCCGCCGGCGGCGGCGGCGACUUAUUCGCCGAAGCUCGCAAGUCCGGGCUGGAUAUCCGGUACACCACCGUGAGCGACGGCUUCCCGGUGGAGUUCGACCGGUCCCUCCACCACGACCAGUUCUUCGAGGGGAUCGUCCACGUCUUCUCCGCCCACGUCGACGAACUCGUCGGAAACCUCCGCCGGCGAGACCCGUCGAUCGGCGGCAUGAUCUUCGACACGUUCUACGUCUGGCCGUCCGCCAUCGCCGAGAAGCAUAACCUCGCGAACAUAUCUUUCUUCACGGAACCCGCCCUCGUCUUCACUCUCUACUACCAUAUCGACCUCCUCCGCCGCCACCGCCACUUCGCCGCCUCCGAAAAUCGAGAGGACGCCAUAGACUACAUACCUGGAGUGAAGUCGAUAAUGCCGACCGAUUUGAUGUCGUAUCUUCAAGCCAAAAUCGACAUCAAUACGACGCCGCAUCGGAUCAUCCAAAAGGCCUUCAACGACGUCAAGAAAGCCGACUUCAUCCUCUGCAACACCGUGGACGAACUCGAGCCCGACACUAUCGCCGCCCUACGCCGCCGCCAGCCUUUCUACGCCGUCGGCCCCAUCUUCCCCCCAACCUUCACCGCCACCGGAAUCGCCACAAGCUUCUGGUCGGAGUCCGACUGCGCCGACUGGCUCGCCGCCAAGCCGAGCCGCUCCGUCCUCUACGUCUCCUUCGGCAGCUAUGCCCACGCGAGCCGCCGCGAAAUCGCCGAGAUCGCCGGCGGCUUAGCGCUGAGCGGCGUCGAUUUCAUUUGGGUGCUCCGACCGGACAUCGUCAGCUCCGGCGAGACCGACAUCCUUCCCGCCGGAUUCGAGGAGGAAAUGGCGGCCUCCGGGCGGGGAUUGGUGGUGCCGUGGUGCAGGCAGAUGGCGGUGCUGGCGAAUCCGGCGGUGGGAGGGUUUCUGACGCACUGCGGCUGGAAUUCGAUUCUGGAGAGCAUCUGGUGUGGAAUUCCGAUGAUUUGCUACCCGCUGUUGACGGAUCAGUUCACGAAUCGGAAAUUGGUGGUGGAUGAUCUGAAAAUUGGGAUCAAUCUCUGCGACGGCCGGAGGUACAGCGAGAGCAACGGCGACGGCGAUUGCGUGGUGUGGAGAGAAGGGGUCUGUGAGAAAAUUAAGAGGCUGAUGUCGUCGGAGUUGCAGAAGGAGGUGAUACAGGUGAGGAAGGUUCUGGAAGAGGCGGCCAUGGAUGGAUCUUCGGCCAGGAAUUUCCAGUGCUUUCUCAGGGAUUUGAAGGGGAAGAUUGCUGCCAAUAAUAAUAAUUAAUUGCAUUUGCAGGGUUUAAUCAUCAUAUAAAUAUAUAUUAAUAUUAUCAUCUUUGUCGCGACCUACCUACAGUUGGUGUGUGCACGGUUAGGAUUGAAACAAUGUAAAAAAUUUUAAUUUUGAAUUGGAAUAGUUGCAUUGUUUUGUGUUGAUUUUAAAA
Andrographis paniculata is the source of this 1745-nucleotide messenger RNA. Its product is annotated as UDP-glycosyltransferase 86A1-like. NCBI's taxonomy places the organism in Eukaryota, Viridiplantae, Streptophyta, Magnoliopsida, Lamiales, Acanthaceae. The transcript has 2 exons. Bases 104 to 1585 code for a protein of 493 amino acids. The record is from RefSeq and is a predicted model, not a curated record. Gene Ontology annotation, molecular function: UDP-glycosyltransferase activity.